Messenger RNA from Anopheles moucheti, 795 nucleotides. Its product is annotated as ficolin-2-like. The coding region runs from base 1 to 795 and encodes 264 amino acids. NCBI's taxonomy places the organism in Eukaryota, Metazoa, Arthropoda, Insecta, Diptera, Culicidae. The record is from RefSeq and is a predicted model, not a curated record. The transcript has 3 exons.
AUGUUCGAGAUUAAGCUUCUGUGCGCAUUCACCCUGUGUUGUACCAUCUUUGUUGCGCAAUGUGAUCCAUCGAGUGUUGUCCAUCAUGGAGGUUUUGCUUUCGAAAUGAUCCUAACCAAAUUGAAGCUUUUAGAAGAUCGUUUAGAUGGAAACAUGGUAGAAAGAUCGUGCAGAGAGGUUCUUUCUUCCGGCAUAUACACCAUUCAACCGGAAAAGCCCUUCAAGGAACCAGUAAGCGUACUGUGCGAUAAGGAAUUCUUAUCGGGCGGAUGGACUGUGAUACAACAUCGGUUCGACGGAUCGACAAACUUCUAUCGCAAUUGGAAAGAGUACAAGAAUGGGUUUGGCAAUCUGGACGGUGAGUUCUGGUUGGGUCUGGAUCGGAUUUAUCAACUGACAAUGUCCCAACCACAUGAGCUGGUGGUGGUGCUUGAAGAUUUCGAUGGGAAUAAACCGUACGCCAAAUACGAUCAGUUUGAGAUUGGAGACGAAAACCAAAAGUACGAAAUGACAAAGUUAGGUGAACAUUCCGGAACGGCUGGUGAUUCUCUCAGUUACAGCAAGGGUAUGAAGUUUUCAACAUUCGACGCAGAUAAUGAUGAAUGGUACAGCCACUGUGCAGUCGAUUAUUAUGGAGCCUGGUGGUACAACAAAUGUCAUGAAAGCAAUCUCAAUGGAAACUAUCUUCGUGGAGUAACGAAAGCAUAUGCAACGGGGAUGUCUUGGAAAACCUUUCGAGGACUAAAUUAUGCACUAAAAUCUUCAAAAAUGAUGAUAAGACCGAAAGUGGUUUAA